GUUCUCGGAGAAGCAGCUUCCCCUCUCCGGUCCACCGACACAGACGGGAGCGAUGGAGGAAGAGUUGAAAUGCCCCGUUUGCGGGUCUCUCUUCAAGGACCCCAUCCUGCUUCCGUGUUCCCACAACGUCUGCCUGGGAUGCGCUCGGAACAUCACCGUCCAGACCCCGGAGGGGGAGACCCCGGUGCAGAGCCGAGCCUCGGGCAGCUCUGACUACGACUACCUGGACAUGGACAAGAUGAGUCUGUACAGCGAGACGGACAGCGGAUACGGCUCCUACACGCCGUGCCAGCUCAAGUCUCCAAACGGGGUGCGGGUGUUUCCGCCUGCGAUCCCCCACCGACAGUGCACACUCACCUGUCCGCUGUGCCACCGGAGCGUCUCUCUGGACGAGCGGGGGCUCCGGGGUUUCCCUCGGAACCGGCUGCUGGAGGCCAUCGUGGCGCGGUACCAACAGACCCGCGGCGCCUCCUCCUCAUCUUCCAACGCCGUGAAGUGCCAGCUGUGCGACCGCAACCCAGUGGACGCGGCGGUGAUGUGCGAGCAGUGCGACGUCUACUACUGCAACGCCUGCCAGCAGCGAUGCCACCCGUCCCGCGGUCCCCUCGCCAAGCACCGACUGGUGCCGCCGCCAAACAAGGCGGCAGGAGCGGGGGCUAGCGGAGGCGGCGGUGGUCAGCAGCCGCCCGCCACCGCGCGGAAACCGGCGACGUGCGUGGAUCACGAAGCGGAAAACUUCAGUAUGUACUGCAGCAGCUGCAAGGCUCCCGUGUGCAUGAAGUGUCUGGAGGAGGGAAAACACGCCAAGCACGACGUCAAACCGCUGGCCGUGAUGUGGAAGCAACACAAAUGUCAGAUUUCCCAGGCGCUGAAUGGCGUCUCUGACAAAGCUAAAGAUGCCAAGGAGUUCCUGGUUCAACUCAAAAACAUGCUCCAGCAGAUACAGGAGAACGGAGUGGAGUUUGAAGCUUGCCUCGUGGCUCAGUGUGACUCUCUGAUCGAGGCGCUGACCAGACAGAAAGCCAAACUGCUCACGAAAGUUACCAAGGAGAAGGAGUACAAACUAAAGGUGGUACGUGACCAGAUCACACACUGCACUAUGAAACUACGGCAGACCACCGGCAUGAUGGAGUACUGUCUAGAAGUCCUCAAAGAGAAUGAUCCAAGUGGUUUCCUCCAGAUCUCAGAUGCUCUGAUUAAGCGAGUGACGUCAUCUCAAGACCAGUGGGUUAAAGGGGCCCUGGAGCCAAAGGUUGGCCCUGACUUUGACCUCACUCUCAAUACCGACUCGCUGCUACAGACCAUCCUACAGCUGGACUUCUGCCAGGGCAAAGAUGUACAGGAGAAUCCAAAAUUGAAACAAAUGCAGGAAGCAGGCAGUGGUGAGGCUGAGAUGGAGACAGAGAGCCCAGGAGUGGAGCCUAGACCCUCAGUGCCUCCAGCUCCUCUCCUGCAGCUGGAGAAGUGCUGCACAAGGAAUAACAGCGCCACCCUGGCCUGGAGGGUAGCUAUGCCCACCAUCAACCCCAUCGAGGGCUACAUCCUGGAGCUGGAUGAUGGCAAUGGAGGACAGUACAGGGAGGUAUAUGUGGGGAAGGAAACAGUGUGUACAGUCGAUGGUCUUCAUUUCAACAGUUCCUACAACGCAAGGGUGAAAGCUUAUAAUUCCAUUGGAGUGGGUCCAUACAGCAAGACAGUCAUGCUCAAGACUUCUGAUGUGGCUUGGUUCACCUUUGACCCCACCUCAGCUCAUCGGGACAUUGUUCUGACUAAUGACAACCAGACAGUUAGCUGUAACAGCUAUGAUGACCGUGUGGUGCUGGGGACUGCUGCUUUCUCCAAGGGCAUUCACUAUUGGGAGGUCAGCAUUGAUCGCUAUGACAACCACCCAGAUCCUGCGUUUGGCAUAGCAAGGAUCAACACCAUGAAGGACAUGAUGCUGGGGAAAGAUGACAAAGCCUGGGCCAUGUAUGUGGACAACAACCGCUCCUGGUUCAUGCACAACAACUCCCACACCAACAGGGCAGAGGGAGGCAUCACUAAGGGCUCGACUGUGGGUGUCCUGCUGGAUCUGACUAAACGCACACUGACCUUCUACAUCAAUAAGGAACAGCAUGGCCCAACUGCCUUUGAGAACCUGGACGGGGUCUUUGUGCCCGCCGUCAGCCUCAACAGAAAUGUGCAGGUGACAUUACUGACAGGCCUGGAAGUUCCAAAGAAUAUCAAACAGUAAGAGCUCCCUCCUUACUCUGAGCGUGCCCUGGAUACAAACCAAUGAUGUCAUGUCCAGUACUGUCAGAUGGGAUCUGUUCCUCUCCCAUCCUUCUCAAGUUGACCCUUAACCUGGACAAUCUUCAGCUCCACGACUUUUUAGAGAAGUGACAAGUUUAUUGGCUAUAAAUGUAAUGAUUACAGCUUGACGACGUCACUGCAGAGAUGGCUGGAGGGCCAUACUUUUUUCCACUGCCCAGUUUAUUUUUCUCAAAGAUACAAACAACACUGAUAUUAUCUAUAUUCCAGCUUGCACAGUUUAUGUUAUUUUAAACAAUCUGGGCUUAACUCCGCCCCUUAAAGAUUUUUAUAUUGUGCAGGAAAGAUCAUUGUGAGUUGAAAAAUAAAGAAAAAAUAGACCACAAGCAUCACAGUUUUUAGGAGGUGGAAAAAAAACCCCUGAGAGAAAUGAUUCAGCAGUGCUUUUUGUUGCUCUGCUUCUCUCUCAGGUGUGUUUACAGCCGAGAUGAACACGAGUCAUUUGUAGGACUUGUGUAGUGGCACCAUGGGUUUUUUCUCUCAUAAAAUAUUUAAAAGCUAAACUCUCGCUUCACACUUUCAUCUCAGUGUUGACUCCAACAGCACUGCCUUCUCUGUUUUCUCUGUGAUUUCUUAUCUGUGGUAAGGAAUCUGACAGCCAUCUUAAAGCCGGCAAAGCUUCCCUCAUGAUCGACUCUCUUUCUCAUGCAAAGCGGCGCAAAGAUCGUUUGAUAGUGUUGUCAGAACGGUUUACAUAUUGAGGUCAGUCUGAGAAGGCUGGAACUUAAUUCCAUUUCAUUUUUCAGUAAUCUGACAGAUCUACCGAGCCAGGGGUGUAUUAUUUUGAAAUUCACAGUCUCAAAGGCCUAGAGACCACCAGCCUUUUCUUUUCC
Molecule: messenger RNA, 3143 nt
Organism: Pundamilia nyererei
Lineage: Eukaryota; Metazoa; Chordata; Actinopteri; Cichliformes; Cichlidae
Gene: trim67
Product: tripartite motif containing 67
Exons: 12
Coding region: 53-2233 (726 amino acids)
Cellular component (GO): cytoplasm
Molecular function (GO): protein binding; zinc ion binding
Source: RefSeq, a predicted model, not a curated record